Messenger RNA from Rhopalosiphum maidis (corn leaf aphid), 2420 nucleotides. RefSeq names its product CTP synthase 2 (gene Ctps). Gene Ontology annotation, biological process: CTP biosynthetic process; pyrimidine nucleobase biosynthetic process. Lineage: Eukaryota; Metazoa; Arthropoda; Insecta; Hemiptera; Aphididae. Bases 451 to 2244 code for a protein of 597 amino acids. The record is from RefSeq and is a predicted model, not a curated record. Gene Ontology annotation, cellular component: cytoplasm; cytoophidium. Gene Ontology annotation, molecular function: CTP synthase activity; identical protein binding. The transcript is spliced from 12 exons.
GUUUUUCCGCGCUUUUUGCACGCCUAACAAAACGUCGACCCGCACCGCCACCUAUUAAAAGUAUAAAUUAUUUCAAUUUAUUUACAAUGCCAUGCACACGAUAGUCAACAAUGUCAACUUCGCAUUCUGUAAUCCGUUCCCUCUUGUGAACGUGCACUUAGAGGACGUCCUCUUUGGGUCUUGGGUGACUAGUGGGCACUUAACGGUAAAACUUCGUGGUUGUGCGUCGCAACGCCAUAUACUCCUGUCAUAACUAGUCCGUCGUUACAUACGUGGUGCAUAGUUUGCACUAUACCGUUGUCACUUCUCAAUUUUCGUACUGCUCUCUGCACCCGAACCUCCGUGCCCCACAGUUGUUCAGUGUGUUUUUUCGCGCUUCCUUGACAUUUAGUAUUACACCGGUUGUGCUUGACGUUUUACGAAUUUUUUUGACCGGAAGAAUAAUAAAUCAUGAAAUACAUUUUGGUCACCGGCGGUGUCAUGAGCGGCGUGGGCAAAGGCAUUAUCGCCUCGUCCAUCGGCACGCUUCUGAAGUCCUGCGGCGUCCACGUGACGUCCAUUAAGAUCGAUCCGUAUCUGAACAUAGACGCUGGGACAUUCUCGCCUUAUGAACACGGUGAAGUAUAUGUGUUGGAUGAUGGUGGUGAAGUUGAUUUAGAUUUAGGCAACUAUGAACGGUUUCUAGAUGUCACUUUACAUAGCCAGAACAACAUUACGACUGGCAAAAUAUAUCAGGAAGUUAUCAAUCGGGAAAGACGUGGCGAUUACUUAGGAAAAACAGUCCAAGUUAUACCCCAUAUUACGGAUGCAAUACAAGAAUGGGUUGAACGUGUGGCCAAACAACCAGUAAGCGAUGAUAAAGUAGAACCUGACGUUUGUGUUGUUGAACUUGGUGGCACAAUUGGUGAUAUAGAAAGUAUGCCAUUUGUUGAAGCUUUUAGACAAUUUCAAUUUAAAGUUAAAAAAGAAAAUUUUGUGUGUGCCCAUGUUUCAUUUAUUCUUCAGCCUGGUGCAACUGGAGAUGACAAAACAAAACCAACUCAAUCAAGUGUUCGUGAACUAAGAGGUUUAGGUUUAACACCGGAUCUUGUUAUUUGUAGAAGUACAAAACCAUGUUCUAAUGUUGAACAAGUUAAAAGAAAAAUAUCAACUUUCUGUGAUGUAGCUUCAAGACAGGUACUGUUUAUGCAUGAUUUGGAUUCAAUAUAUAAAGUGCCUUUAUUUAUGGAAAAUCAAGGUGCUUUAGAAUUUUUACAAGAUCGUUUAAAUUUUCCUAUAAAUGUGGCUUAUAAUCGGAUUUUUAUGAAACAAUGGAAAAAACUAUCUGACAAAAUUGACAACUCUCAAAAAAUAAUAAAAAUAGCUUUAGUUGGAAAAUAUACACAACUUACUGAUGCAUAUGCAUCAGUUUCUAGAUCUUUGAUCCAUGCUGCUGCUCAUAUCAACCAUAAAGUGGCUAUUACAUAUGUCGAAGCUGCAAAUCUUGAAACGGAAACUAAAUUAUCAAAUCCAGUUGAUUACCAUGAAGCAUGGCAGAAAUUAUGCCGUAGUGAUGGUGUAAUUGUACCUGGAGGUUUUGGUACAAGAGGCGUUGAAGGUAAAAUAGAAGCAUGUAAAUGGUGUCGAGAAAAUCGUAAACCAUUUUUGGGAAUUUGCCUCGGUCUGCAAGUUGCUGUUAUUGAAUUUGCUAGAAAUGUAUUGCACUUGGAAAAUGCUGAUACUACUGAAAUAGAUUCAAAUACCAUGUAUCCAUUGAUAAUUGAAAUGCCUGAACAUUGUCCUGAAAAUAAAGGCGGAACAAUGAGGCUUGGUAAAAGAACUACUGUCUUCAAAAAAGGAAAUUCAUCUGUUAUACAUAAACUCUAUGGUGGACUUGAAGUAAUUGAAGAAAGGCAUCGACAUCGUUAUGAAGUAAAUAUUGAUUUUGUAGAACGUCUAGAAAAGGCUGGUUUAAAAUUUGUUGGAACCGAUACAGAAAAAGUUAGAAUGGAAAUAUGUGAACUUGAUGAUCAUCCUUAUUAUGUGGCUACACAAUUCCAUCCAGAAUAUUUAACCAGGCCUUUAAAACCAUCACCUCCAUUUUUAGGUUUAAUGUUAGCUUCUAGUGGCAAACUUAAAUCAUAUCUUAAUAAUGAAUGUCGGUUUACUCCAGACGAAAGCUGUUCAGAAGAUGAAUGCAAUGAUGUAUCAUUCAAACUUCAAGAUCUUAUGACUCAAUCAAAUACCAACAAUAAAUCUGAAUGAGAUUCAGUUGUACAGUGUAAUUCAAAUAUUAAUAUGUUUUUGUAUUGUUUGAACUUGUAACCAUUGAUACAAUCAUUAAACAUUUAGUUGUUUAUUAAUUAAUUAACAAUUUUUGAUUUACUUAGAGCAUUGAAUUUUUCUUAUUUUUAUAAUAUUGUUUUGUAUCGAAAAAUAGG